Archocentrus centrarchus (flier cichlid) is the source of this 899-nucleotide messenger RNA. RefSeq lists its product as uncharacterized. Lineage: Eukaryota; Metazoa; Chordata; Actinopteri; Cichliformes; Cichlidae. The transcript has 2 exons. Bases 82 to 858 code for a protein of 258 amino acids. The record is from RefSeq and is a predicted model, not a curated record.
CAUGCAAAUUUGCAUGCAGCCUUUUGUGCUGUGGAGGAUAAAUAGGUGACUGCUUCACCUAUUUAGUUCACAAGAAACAAAAUGCAGAAGAGGUUCACCACUCAGAAGGCAUUGGAACUGAUUCUGAGCAAUGUCAGCCCUUGUGACUCAGAUGGAGAAGACAUAGACCUUCAACCGGAUUCGGACUCAGAGCUGUCUUCAGAUGAGGAGACUCUCCCUCUACCAAAAAAGAGAGCUCGGUUGGGGAGUGAGAUGGAUCGCACUGAAUUCACCACUCAGGUGUUUUCAACCACUGGUGCCACGCUGACAGUGUAUGCGCCCAAACGGAAGAAGGCCGUUUACGUUCUCAGCAGCAUGCACAGCGUGGUUGAGACUGAGGAUACCACCAAAAGGAAGCCAAACACGGUCACACAAUACAACAAAACAAAGUGCGGUGUGGAUGUGAUGGACCAAAUGGUGCGGGAGUACAGCGUGCGUGCAGGAACACGGAGAUGGCCAGUUGCCGUGUUCUACAACAUGAUUGACAUGGCAGCACUGAAUGCACAUGUGCUUUAUCAGGCAUGCAUUGGGGUGCAGGAGAGACGGGUGGACUUCCUGGUUGAGCUUGCAAAAGAGUUGGGUAACUCUCAUGUGAGUGAGAAGAAGGCACACAAGGAGAAACUGCUUCGGCAACAACCUUCCACACCCAGCCCAGGCAAAAGGGCGAAGUGUCAGGUCAACCAUCGAUGCACGAACAAUUGUGCAACUGUGAGAUGUGUUGACUGCUACAAAUACACAUGUGGCAAAUGUACCAGGGACAUACCCUGGCAGUGCCAGGUAUGUUCCGACAGUGCAGACAGACUGCUGAGUGAGUGCUAAAAUGCCAGUCACACAAAGACAUGCCACUCACACACACACAC